Molecule: messenger RNA, 947 nt
Organism: Drosophila busckii
Lineage: Eukaryota; Metazoa; Arthropoda; Insecta; Diptera; Drosophilidae
Product: seminal metalloprotease 1
Exons: 1
Coding region: 9-785 (258 amino acids)
Biological process (GO): proteolysis
Molecular function (GO): zinc ion binding; metalloendopeptidase activity
Source: RefSeq, a predicted model, not a curated record
UACACACAAUGCAGUUCAGUUCGCUUCUAUUGUCUGUAGCGCUUUUGGUAUGCGCAUGCCAAGCGCUGCCGUUGCCAGAGCUUGAUGCAGAGGAAGCCGCCGGCCUAGCCGAGGGCGAUAUGCAGCUUACAAGCCAACAGCAACAGGCACUGCUGGCUGCACCCCAAGGCCGCAAUGGUCUGCUGGACAUGAGCAAGCGCUGGCCCAGCAAUUUGGUAAUUUACAAAAUAUCCGAGGAUUUCGAUGCGGCACAUCAGGCAGCCAUACGGCAGGCCAUUGAGACCAUUGAGGAGAAGACCUGUGUGCGCUUUAGGCCGGCCACAGCAGCGGACGUCGCUUUUGUAAGCAUUACGGCGCAGUCUGGCGGCUGCUAUACAACUGUGGGCUACACGGGCAAGUCGCAGGUCAUGAAUCUGGAGAUCUAUCCGCUGGGUGAGGGCUGCUUUAGGCCCGGCACAAUACUGCACGAGCUUAUGCAUGCGUUGGGCUUUUAUCAUCAGCAAAGCUCCGCCAUACGCGACGACUAUGUGCAGGUGGUGCAGGAGAACAUUGUGCCUGGCAAGGAGUUUAAUUUCAAAAAGUAUGCAGCAACUGUCGUCACUGACUUCGAUGUGGGCUAUGACUAUGAAAGCUGUCUGCAUUAUCGUCCUGGCGCCUUCUCUGCCAAUGGACAGGACACCAUUGUGCCUUUGGAUAGAACUGCGCAGAUUGGUCAGCGGCUGAAGCUCAGCGGCAAGGACAUUGACAAGAUCAACAUUAUGUACAAGUGUCCCAAGCUGGUUUGAGCUCCGUUACUCAAACACACACAUAGUCGUAGCGCAUAAGUAUUAGUUGCAUGUGAUAUGCCGCAGCUGAGAGUUAUGGCUGAGAAUUUAUUGGCCACAGCUGUGGAUUUAUUUAUAAUACGCACAUUGAGUUGCUUUAAAUAAAACUUAAUAUAUAAUAUA